CUGGGGGAGGCGGCGCUGGGGCGGUAUUUCAGAGAUUGACUACACCACAGUGAUACAGGUCACUUAUUUAUUAGGCAGGCAUGCUUUUUGCUUCACGAAGCUUCUGUUGCCUUGGCAUAAGGACAUACCAACUACAAACAGAUUUGCUUUCCAGGUCCAUCAAACUUUCAGCCUCUGAAACAAUGGCCUUCAGACAUAAAAACACAAGACGAAUUGAAGGCCUUGAUAGCAAUGUGUGGGUUGAAUUUACAAAGGUGGCAGCAGAUCCCUCAAUUGUUAAUCUUGGUCAAGGCCUUCCUGAUAUAUCCCCUCCCAGCUAUGUUAAAGAAGAGCUGGCAAAGGCAGCAGCAGUUGACAGACUGAACCAGUACACAAGAGGCUUUGGACAUCCGUCGCUGGUGAAAGCCUUGUCUCAAGUGUACGAGAGAGUUUGUGGAAGAAAGAUUGAUCCUCUCACAGAUAUCCUGGUGACCGUGGGAGCUUAUGGAUCUCUCUUUAGUACAAUACAGGCAUUAAUUGAAGAGGGAGACGAAGUAAUAAUAAUAGAGCCAUUUUAUGACUGUUAUGAACCAAUGGUAAAGAUGGCGGGUGCAAAGCCUGUUUUUAUCCCACUGAGAUAUAAAAAUGAUGGAAACUCUGCAUCUAGUGCUGAUUGGGUCUUAGAUCCUGCUGAACUUGCAAAUAAAUUUAAUUCCAAAACAAAAGCAAUUAUUCUGAAUACCCCGCACAACCCUAUAGGCAAGGUGUUUACCAGAGAAGAGCUCCAAGUAAUAGCUGAUCUCUGUAUUAAACAUGAUACCCUGUGCAUCAGCGAUGAGGUGUAUGAAUGGCUGGUAUAUAAAGGAAAUAAACACAUUAAAAUAGCUAUGUUGCCAGGUAUGUGGGAACGAACAAUAACUAUAGGAAGUGCUGGAAAAACAUACAGUGUAACGGGCUGGAAGCUUGGUUGGUCUAUUGGCCCUCCGAACCUCAUUAAGCAUUUGCAAGUUGUUCACCAAAAUACACUGUAUACUUGCCCAACUCCAUUACAGGAGGCUUUGGCACAAGCAUUUUGGAUAGACUAUAAGCGCAUGGAUGACUCAGACUGCUAUUUUUACUCACUGUCUCGAGAGCUGGAAAGCAAGCGUGAUCGGAUGGCUCAGCUACUUCAAGAAGCUGGACUAAAGCCUGUCAUUCCAGAUGGAGGAUACUUUAUGAUUGUUGAUGUUUCUACACUAAAUGUGGAUCUCUCUGAAGUAGAUGAGAAACAACCUUAUGAUUACAAAUUUGUCAAAUGGAUGAUAACAUCUAAGAAGCUGUCAGCAAUUCCUCUUUCAGCAUUCUGUGGUCCUGAGACAAAAAGGCAGUUUGAAAAAUACAUACGGUUUUGCUUCAUUAAGAAAGACAGCACACUAGAUGCAGCUGAAGCGAUCCUGAAGAACUGGAAUAAACAGACAGCCUGAUUUUUCUUAUUAACUCUUCCAUCUGGUAUAAUUAUCUAAUAGUAGGGUUUUUAUUGCAAAUUUAAGAAAAAAUUACUUAAUACAGUACAGAAUUAAUAUGGCAUUGUAAAUAACUUUGUGCUGCCACCUGCUGAGGAGUUAAAACAAUGAUUUACUGAAAUAUGUGUAAUGCAACUCAGGUUAUUUUUAGCCUUUUCAAAAUAAUUUACUUUUUUUCCUAAAAAUAAUCUAUGGGAUUCACUUCUUUUACUGAAAGACAAAAAUUUGUAGGACUCUGCAUGAAAUAAAUAGAUGAUAUAGGUAUUUUAAAACUUACAAGAAAAAAGUGGGUGGUGUUUUUGGUAUGAGAUAGUAUAGGAACUAGGGGUGACACUUAAACAUCAUGGCUUGUGAAACCCAGUAGCCUGCAGUGGAGGAAAAUUAAGAUAUGCCUUAUAUUAGAAAAUUGCAGUGACUUUCUACAUACAUACCCACCUACCCUGUCCAUGGACAAAUUGCAUCAGUUUAAAUAAAGGGUUUGAGUUAAAUGAAUAGUGUUUAUACUAUAGACAAGAUUGAAAAGUGCUAAGUUGCAUAAUUACUAUUUUAUUUUCCCCACAAUAGUCAUGUGUGCUGUUCUGAAAGUAUUCAGUCCUCAAUAAAAUUAUAAAAGUGGCAUCUAGAAUAGGAAUUCUAUUUACUCUUGUCUACUUAUUUAUUUAUUUAUUACAUGGAUGAAUCUACAAAGCAAAAUAGAAGACUUUGCUUUAGAGGCUCCUUCACAAUUGGAUGUACAGUGACAUAAUUAAUCCUGUCAUCCUUUUUCUUACCAUGUUCACAACAUUGGUUACUUCACACCAAACUUAUUUCAAACUCUUUAGAUCUAGAGCGAGUGUGGAGAUGGGCCUAAUACUGUGCUAUGGAGCUCAACGAACUGUUUCAGGCUCAGUUGAUAAAGGACUGUUUCAAAAGAGAUCAAUAUGGAGAAUUCCUUUCCAGUUGCCUCCUAUUUCAGUUCUUUCUGCGAUCUUUUCAUCUGUGAAUGGGUUUCCCACUAGCAGAAGCAAUCCAGGUAGGUAACCUUUUAAGGUUGUAUGCUAUGUUCUCCCAUGUUAUUUCUAUAUUCUGCCCACAGACCUUAUGGUGGAAAGCCUGAACAAAUUCAAUAACCAGUUUUGCAUAUAUUUUACUCAUUUUGUGAUCACACAGCUGGAAUCUUAACUGAAUUCCAUCAGACUCUGACCAUGGCCAGGGCCUAAAAAGAGUACAGAAACUAGACUGUGAGAACAGCAGCUAUGCCUUUUCAUUAGUAUUUCCUGGUCUUGGGCCUUUUGGGAGUCCAGUAGCUGGGACUUCUGUAGUCUUUGUAGCUGUCUUGCACUGCCGUUCCCUGAAUCUCACCAGAAAAUGGUUGACUGUGACUUUUAAGGUGGUGUGUAGUCUUAGUGUAGAAAAAUCAAUUUAGUAAUAAAAAUGACUUAACUGAAAUUUCAGCGUGAAUUUCAUGUGGAAAGUCCUACAUUAAAUUCCAGGAGAAACUAUUUUUUAAGAUACUAAAUUUCUGUGAAAUCUACACUAUUUUACAAGGAGUUUAAAAUCUGUUUAGGUAAGUUGCACUGGGGAGCUGUGCUGUUGCAGGAGCUAAGAGAGCAGUGCAACAGUCUAUUGAGCUGCAUGAUAAUUUGGGAAAGGAAGAUGUAAAAUAGUCUGCUGCUUUAAUUGAAAAGUAAAUUUUUAUAAAAUUAAGCAAAUUUUUC
Molecule: messenger RNA, 3178 nt
Organism: Gavia stellata (red-throated loon)
Lineage: Eukaryota; Metazoa; Chordata; Aves; Gaviiformes; Gaviidae
Gene: KYAT3
Product: kynurenine aminotransferase 3
Exons: 15
Coding region: 81-1442 (453 amino acids)
Biological process (GO): biosynthetic process
Cellular component (GO): cytoplasm; mitochondrion
Molecular function (GO): L-kynurenine:2-oxoglutarate transaminase activity; pyridoxal phosphate binding
Source: RefSeq, a predicted model, not a curated record